Molecule: messenger RNA, 607 nt
Organism: Cokeromyces recurvatus
Lineage: Eukaryota; Fungi; Mucoromycota; Mucoromycetes; Mucorales; Mucoraceae
Exons: 1
Biological process (GO): intracellular calcium ion homeostasis
Cellular component (GO): membrane
Molecular function (GO): P-type transmembrane transporter activity
Source: RefSeq, a predicted model, not a curated record
AAAAAAAAAAAAAAAAAAAGCCAAACACACUAAUUUACAUAAAUAGGUAUAAACCGCCUAUAUUUGAUCCUGAUGGAGAAAACAUCAUGUGCUUUGAAAAUACUGUCUUAUUUCUUGUUUCUAGUUACCAAUACAUGCUAAUUGCAGUUGUCUUUAGUGUUGGACCACCUUAUCGUAAGCCACUUUGGACAAAUGGACGAUUAGUACUGACACUUGCCUGUUUAAUUGGUUUAACAUCUUGGUUUGUGUUAGCACCACCUCAAAUUGCCAUGCGUUUUAUGGAACUUGUUCAAUUGCCACUCUCCUUCAGAUGGUUUAUUUUAUUGUUAUCUGCAAUCAAUUUAACGGUCAGUUUACUUUGUGAGAAGUACCUCUUUGGCCAACUCCUGGAGGUAUUUAAUAAAUGGAGAUCAACCAAAUCAGGAUAUACAAUCGUUGGUAGUAAGUUGCAGCAGCGGCAGCAACAACAACAACAACAAGGAAAAGUUUAUCAACGAGUUAUGAAUGAAAUGGGUAUUCAUAAUUAAUUUAUAAUAAUAAAACGUGUAUAUUUUGUUUAUAUUAUAUUUAAAAUAAAAAAAAAAGGGAAGGGGGAGAAUGAGAAAAC